This is a messenger RNA of Salvia hispanica, 546 nucleotides long. RefSeq lists its product as uncharacterized. NCBI's taxonomy places the organism in Eukaryota, Viridiplantae, Streptophyta, Magnoliopsida, Lamiales, Lamiaceae. The record is from RefSeq and is a predicted model, not a curated record.
AUGGCAAGUGGUAGUGGUAGUGGUGCGGGUAGUAGCGGUGCUAGCGAUUGGCGGCAGAUUGUUAGGGAUGAGCUGCGUGCCGUUACGUCUAGGGAGUUAAAUCGGGCAUUACAAACGGCCAUGCAGCAGCAGCAACAGCCGGCGGUACCUCGACCCAUCCAUUGUCGCACUUAUAUACCUCGUGACCGCAUCGCAGCACACCAUCGGUUGUACGCGGACUACUUUGCUCCACAGCCGCGGUUUGGAGACAACUUGUUCCGCCGACGUUUCAGGAUGCGUCGUGAACUGUUUCUUCAUAUCGUUGGUGUUUUAGAGCGUCGAUACUUAUAUUUCAGGAUGAGAGAGGAUGCGGUUGGUAGACCGGGCCACACGCACAUUCAGAAGUGCACUGCAACGAUCAGGCAGCUAGCUUACGGAGGUACGGCCGACAUGUUCGACGAGUACCUCCACAUCGGCGAGACGACUGCCCGCGAAUGUAUGGAGUUUUUUUAUCAAGGCAUUAGGGAGAUAUUCGGGGAUACCUAUCUUCGCAAGCCUACUCCCUAA